This is a messenger RNA of Eufriesea mexicana, 985 nucleotides long. Its product is annotated as peptidyl-prolyl cis-trans isomerase. Gene Ontology annotation, biological process: protein peptidyl-prolyl isomerization; protein folding. The transcript is spliced from 4 exons. The coding region runs from base 132 to 761 and encodes 209 amino acids. Lineage: Eukaryota; Metazoa; Arthropoda; Insecta; Hymenoptera; Apidae. The record is from RefSeq and is a predicted model, not a curated record. Gene Ontology annotation, molecular function: cyclosporin A binding; peptidyl-prolyl cis-trans isomerase activity. Gene Ontology annotation, cellular component: cytoplasm.
UUUAAGUGAUAUAUUUCUACUCGGCUAUUGGAACAGCAAGAGUAGAACGUCAUGUCCGGUGUAGACAGAAUAAAAUUGAACAGAAACAUGAUUGGUCCAUAAUCAAAAUUAUCAAGAUUCAAGCUUUGAACAUGGCGUUGAGAUCGAUCUGCCGGCUGUCAAUUGGUUCGACCUUCAGCCAUUUGAGUCAUUUUGGAGCCACCGCCCGGUCGAGACGAUCGUCUUUUGCGUUGCUUGCCCGAAAUCUUUCCACUCAAGUAGAAAAAAUGGAUUUACCUCGUGUUUUCUUCGAUAUCACAGCUGAUGAUAAACCUGUGGGUCGCAUCGUGAUGGAGUUGCGAAGCGAUGUUGUCCCAAAAACAGCAGAGAAUUUCCGAGUUCUGUGUGUUGGUCAGUAUGGUCUUGGCUAUACAGGAAGCAGUUUUCAUCGAGUAAUUCCAAAUUUCAUGUGCCAAGGAGGUGAUUUUACCAAUCAUAAUGGCACUGGUGGAAGGUCUAUCUAUGGUGUCAAAUUUAAUGAUGAAAAUUUCACAUUGAAGCAUACUGAACCUGGUAUUCUUUCUAUGGCUAAUGCUGGUCCAAAUACUAAUGGUAGUCAGUUCUUUAUUACUUGUGCCAAAACCAGUUGGCUUGAUGGAAAACAUGUUGUAUUUGGAAAAGUUAUUGAAGGAAUGGAUGUUGUUAGAAAAAUGGAAGGAAUGGGAAGUCAAAGUGGAAAGACUACCAAAAAGAUUGUAAUAGUUAAGUCUGGACAACUGUAGAUACUCCAAGUAGAUACUCCAAUGACUGCAUUUUUAUUUAGUUGUUACAUACAACUGUUGCUGUCUUUAUUGUAUAACUCAUUCAUUUUAAUCAUCUUCAUUUUUUCUUAAUAUUGUGGAUUUAGUUUUAUAUUAAAAAAGGUGUAACUACUUCAAAGUAGAAUCAAAAAGUUACAUACAUUGUACUAUUUUUUAUCACAAAUAAUUGAAGUUGGAAAAUGCAA